CCCAAAUAUUGGUCUGUUGUUUGUUUUUCCUUCUUCCUAGGUCACCCAUACUGUGUGGGACCUCUUUUUUCACGCUCUUUCUCUUCCGGUUUCUUAAGAAAACGUAAAAUCUCUCUGUUAAACACCAGAUACCCCCACCAUUGUUGAUUUCUUACAAAGGGCUGCUUCAUUGAUUCUUAUAGAGAAACUCCAGAUAGAGGUUUUGGGUUUUCUUCGGUUUAAAGAAUUCUAGAGGUUUUUGAGGGGGUGAUUUAUUGUAAUGUCUUGACAUAUAUCUUUGGUUGCUAAUUGGACUUCCAGAGAAGGAUUGUGGUUUCUCUGCUUUGGUUCGAUAUAGCAUCAAUGUCUCAGUUGAUUGUUGACAUCCCGGUGACGCACAUAAGUCCAGUGCACUCGGUAUCUCCGGUGAUUAGAGAGACCACACAAUCGAAAGAUUGUAAUAUAAGGAGGAAUUCGGUAGGAGGAAGGUCAAGUAUUUCAAACAGCAAGGAAAGAGUUACUCCCAUUUAUCAUAGAGCUUCUACUAGUUCUUGCCAUGAUCUGUGCAAGUAUGGAAAGACACCAGAGUCCCAAACAAAGGGAAAACAGUCGAUAGUGAGAAGGUCUGCGAAAGCAGCAUUAUCUGAAGUUCAAAAGCCAGUGGCAAAACAUGAAACUUCAAUAGAAGAGAGGAAGAAGAGAUCUGUGGUAAAGCCAAAGCCUACUUCCCCUGAGGUAAAAACCAUAACUGAGGUACCAUCACCCAAUUCUAUCAAGCGUGAAUGCAAGUGCUUCACUCGAGAGGUUUCAUCACCAUUAAAGAAAAUAGAUGUUAAACCAAGAUUCUUGGUUGGUAAGGUCGCAUCACCUCCUAAGGCAGUUUCUUCGCCUAAUGCUUCAUCACCUUCUAAGAAGAUAGUUGCUCCUGAAAAACCUGCAAUUUCUUUGAAGCAGAAUGUCAUGAAAACGAGAUUAUCAUCAUCACCACUGAGUUCUCCUCAAAGUUUAAGCAGUGGAAGAAAUGCUAAGGUUGUGGGUGUCAACAACACUGUGAGAACUAAUAUAGUUGAAAAGAAGUCACUGGCGUCUCCAAGAUGUUCAUUAUCCCCCAAACCUGCUGUCCCUAGAUUUGCUACCUCAAAUACAAAUAAGUCCAAGACACCUCCAAGUUCUUUGAAGAGUCAAAGUAACGUUAGAAAUGUUGAAUUGAACGAACCGAAGACUGAGAAGUUGAGGGAGAAAACCUUGUAUGUCAUCGAGCCCAAACCAAAGAACAAAAGAUUGUCGCUGACUAUAGACGUAAGUCCCACAAGUCAAUCAUCAGAAGAAGCUUCGUCAUCUUCAACUCCGAUCGAAAAACGAACACUGCCAUCUCCAUUAUUGUCGUCAACAACCACAGAAUCCUCUCAAUCAUUGUGUACAAACGAGGAAGAACAAAAUGGGUACGAAUCUACACCUACUAAGGAAAUUGAACCUGUCUUUCAAGACAAAGAAGUUGAAAAUGGCAAAAAGAGCGAGAGAACAAAGGCUCCUAAGGUUACUUCACUUGAAAAUACAGAUUUGACUGACAAGCAAAACUUUAAGAGAGGAAAGGUGGUUAAUCUUCGAGCUGAAGAAAAUCGUGCAAGAAAACUCAAGUUCAGGCAAGGAAAAGGUUUAGGUGAUAAUGAUCAGAAGGGGAAUAAUGAAGUUGAGAAGAAAAGCUUUAGAAAGGUAAACGAAGUGGCGGUUAAUGAAGAUGAGAAUGAAGCAGAAUCAGAGAAAGUUGUUCUGAGGCACCAAGAUAAUGAAGGGAAGAAAGAGGAACAGGUUCUAAUUAAUAAUGUUAUAGAAGCGACUGCAAGUAAGCUGGUUGAGACCAGAAAGAGCAAGGUGAAAGCUUUGGUGGGUGCUUUCGAAACUGUAAUCUCUCUCCAUGAAACGAAAUCUUCUUCUGCUACUACUGAAUGAUGAGGUUCCAAAUAUAAGGUGUUCAUUUUUUUUCUUCUAUAUUAUUUUUUCUAUUUAUACAAACAGGUUUUAUAAAAGCAAAUUCAAAGAAAACCCCUCCUAGUAUGAGGUUUCAUAAGGGUGGUGCUAUUUGAAUGUAAUUUUAUUCAGACUUGUGAACUUAUAGAUUUGUACAUUAUCAGGGAUGUUUGGAAUUUAAGUUCAGGAAUGGAAAUGUUUUCAUGUUAGAAAA
This is a messenger RNA of Papaver somniferum (opium poppy), 2161 nucleotides long. RefSeq names its product transcription initiation factor TFIID subunit 3-like. Bases 343 to 1929 code for a protein of 528 amino acids. Gene Ontology annotation, molecular function: calmodulin binding. The transcript has 3 exons. The record is from RefSeq and is a predicted model, not a curated record. NCBI's taxonomy places the organism in Eukaryota, Viridiplantae, Streptophyta, Magnoliopsida, Ranunculales, Papaveraceae.